Messenger RNA from Penicillium subrubescens, 2289 nucleotides. Its product is annotated as Zn(II)2Cys6 transcription factor. Gene Ontology annotation, molecular function: zinc ion binding; transcription cis-regulatory region binding; DNA-binding transcription factor activity, RNA polymerase II-specific. Gene Ontology annotation, cellular component: nucleus. The record is from RefSeq and is a predicted model, not a curated record. Bases 1 to 2289 code for a protein of 762 amino acids. The transcript is spliced from 7 exons. NCBI's taxonomy places the organism in Eukaryota, Fungi, Ascomycota, Eurotiomycetes, Eurotiales, Aspergillaceae. Gene Ontology annotation, biological process: positive regulation of transcription by RNA polymerase II.
AUGGUGAGAGCAAUUCUUAAUAGCCCCAUGGCAGGUACUGAUGAUGGCCUGUGCAACUCACUGGCAUUGCCACGGCCGCAUGUGCAAGACGUAGAGCCUAUGGAGCGGAAGAAACGCACACGAACGGGGUGUCUCAAUUGCAGUCGCCGGCGUCGCAAAUGCGACGAAGCCAAACCAACCUGCACAGGCUGCAAGCGACGAGGUGAUGAAUGUCAAUGGCGCCUACUUGGAUCCUUCCGAGAAGCCAACAUCAAAGUGCUAGGAUCGGACCACCCCUCCAUGAGCCAGAGUGUAAUCACCAACAAAAGCAAGCGUCCAAGCAAGUUCAAAAUUUUGAGCACUCUCACAAAUUCACCCCGUACGAGAGGGGUUUCUAAGCGGCAAUCCGAAGCGACCCGUGACCGGCCAGAGGCAGGGCCGCAUGCUUCGUCCACAAUCGCUGCGCCAACAUUUGAAGCCAUUUCGGAAGCUCAGUCUACGUUGAAAGAUCCAUCGCAGUCGGUGAUCCCGCAUUCCGGCUCUUUCACGGAAGCACAUCAAGGGCUAUCUUCAGCACUAUCCAGGGGCGAGCCGUCUGAUUUGUUGCGGCGUCAGCAAAGCCCCGCUUCUCUCCACAAUCGAUACAGUGAAGAGAGUGCUGAUGAUCUUCCCUCGCCUGGGGCCACUAGGUGGCAUCACUCAACUUAUCAAUAUGAUAUCCAACGCACCACUGUUCUAGAUGAUAAGUCUUCGCAUAUCUACGUUCACACAAACCCAGAGUUUCUAGUCGACGAUCUCGCGGCUUUGAGGGGUCUUGCUCACCACGCCCAAUUUAACGCGUCCGUGACAGACUCAUAUCACAAUGACCCCUCGCCUCUCUUUGACAAUGGUGUCUUCUCUGAUCCCGCGGAUCUCACAAACGAUGUCUUUUUACCUGGAUCAACCUAUGAAGCGCUACAUACAACUUUGCGAAAUCGGCAGUUAUGGACUGCCAGACCUGAUGGUCAAAGUCGUACCAGCUCUCGAGGCUCAAUCUCUCAUGCUCGCACGCAAACGGACUACAGCGACUCGGGCUCGUUUACUCGCACUAAGAGGGAGCCAAGGACUAGAAGACUGUUCGAGUUGUCUCCCGAAAGGGAGCACAUUCUGUGGCAAAAUUACUUGAAUGAAAUAUGCUCAUGGCUCGACAUGUUUGAUAAUAAUCACCACUUCGCUUCUACAUUCCCACAGAUGGCAAAGACUGCACCCCAUUUGAGGUAUUCCUGUUUGGCGUUGUCUGCCCGUCAACUUGAAAGACAGCAAAAUGCAAAAUCUCAAUCGGAAAGUUUAUCUCUCUACCAAGAAGCAAUCCAUCUUCUAUUGCCAGAAUUAGAAAGCAAAACCACUCCUGUCAUCGCUUCUUGUGUGAUCCUGUGUGUCCUUGAAAUGUUGAGUUGUAACCCCAAGGAGUGGCGAAGGCAUUUGGACGGAUGUGCGUACCUCAUACAAGCAGCUGGUAUUAAUGGCUUCUCUGGAAAAGAAGAGCAAGCUCUGUUUUGGUGUUUUGCACGCAUGGAUGUAUGCGGUGGUCUGAUAUCGGAGGAAGAAACUAUCAUCCCACUCCACAAUUGGAGACCACGAGACAUGAGCGGCAAUGAGGCAUCACAGCUCUUCCUUUCAUAUGCAAGAAGUGGCUUUGAUACGUACGCCAAUUAUACGGUGUAUCUCUGUGCUCAGACUUUGGGUGUCCUCUUCGGAUGCUCCUCCAACACUGCGCAUCCCUGUAGCCCAAUCCAGUCCAUUCCUGAAGAGGAGGUCAAUUCAUACGUAUAUCGCUGGAGAGAGCUCUUUGGGCAGGUUGAACAGUGGUUUGAAAGUCGCCCGAGUCAAAUGAAGUCCAUAUUUACGGUCGCCCAGCCCGGGUACUCGGGGAUAGACCAGCCAUUCCCAAUGGUGUUAUAUGGCAAUGGAGCUGCCAUCUCUGGAAAUCAACUUUACCACGUCUGCGCCCUCCUUUUGCUCCAACGCAAGCCUAAAACACUAUCGCUUCUCAAAAAACCGAAAUCUGUCCUUUGGCAUGCUCGGCAGAUCUGUGCUAUCUCCGCAUCUAAUACGCAUCAUGGGUGUUGGACAAAUGCACUACAACCUCUGUGGAUUGCAGGUAAAGUCAUGUCGCACUACUCUGAACAUAUGGCUAUCGUGGAGACUUUGAUCAGAAUCGAGCGUGAAACUGGUUGGGCUACUGCUUGGCGAGUGGAAGAUUUGAAAGAUCUCUGGGGUGAUUAUGACAAUGAUGACGACUAUGAUGUUGACAUGGAUGGGAUUACUUAG